AUGACUACGCCUCAAACCAUCACCACACCGGCGCCGGCGCCGGCGCCCAAGCAGGAACUGCUGUCAUGGCAGGACCAGAGGAUCGCCGAUGCCGUGAAAUUGACCCUUUUGACGUCCAAGGAGUUCAUGCCAAAGAACACGGCCAGAAACUAUGUUCCAAAGCAGCGAGAGUGGAAGCAAUGGUGUGCCGCCCACUUUCCCCCUCUUCCCGAUUCCUGGCCCGACUCCUAUCGCCUGGGGCAGACACUACCAGGGGACCUCGUUGACGAAGACAAAUUGCUGUUAUUCAUGAGAGACGAGGUUGUCAACCGUGCCCCCAAGACAGGGAAGCGCCUUGCCGCAGAGCGCAAGCGGAAAGCGGCGCAAUUGGCCGCCGGAGGGCCUGCCCAGAAGAAACAGCGCAAACAAGGCGGUUUUGGACCAUUUAGCCAUACUUCCCAAACAAAUCCUGAUGGGAAUUUGUUGGAAGAAGAACAGGAGGAGGGGGAGGAGGAGGAAGAGGAGGAGGGUGACACGUUCCACUCGGAGCUGAAGCUCCAAUAUAACUCCAUCCGGGGCUAUAUUUCCGCCAUCCAGAAGCUCUUCGAAGAGCAGCAGAACGAAGGCAUGAUGAACCCAGCGCCGCGGCCACAGGGACUGCUGUUGAAAACGCCUAAGCAGGGCGUUCUGCGGCAGGUCUACGAACGUCACCGGGCCGAGUUUGCGGAUAUGGGUGAGGGCACCCUGAGACCGGCCCAUAUAGCUAGGCAUAGCGAUGCUGCCUGGCGACAUAGGAAUCCCGCUAUUGGCUUACGGACCAACGUAGACUUUCUGCUAGGCAACCACAUGCUGCUGCGAUCUGGAAAUCGGCGGCCAUUGGAGCUGGCUGACUGCUUUUGCUUGGGACUCCCAAACGAGGGGGUAAAGGACUCACACCGGGCACCAACCAGGGCGUUUCUGGUGUUAAUGAAGAACGGCAAGACCAACCAACAUGGCAGAACACACUUGCCUUCUGGUUCUUUUGGCGAUGGGAGAUCGAGAAGGAGCCUUUCCCAAGCUUCGCCCACGAUUUUGACUGGUAUCCCAUUAAAGUCCUCCGCAGAUCUUCAGGAACCAACUGAGGAGCUGUCAUAUAACUCCCAGAAGGACUGGGCCAGGGAGUUAUAUAAUUUGGCGGGCAUCACAACCACCAAAGCCACCCAUGCCCCUCGAGUUUCUGGCGCGCAAAAUGCGGAUAUCAAAGGCGUCUCCGAAGCCCAAAUUCGUCGUGCAGGCCGAUGGAACCACGGGGAUCAGCUGACAGGCUGUUAUUUAACUAAUCUUCCCAUUGCCUUUAUGCGCGCUGUUGCAGAUUUCGAUCCUGAGUGGGCUGGGUCUUAUUUUGUGCCCAGAACUACGGUGACGCCCCCAGCUAGUUUGCAAAGACAAAUAUGGCCAGCGGUGGACUUAUGGCGAGAAGUCCACGAAAACCCGGCAACGGCGACCUCGGGGAUUGCUCCCAACAAGGCGGCCGGCGCAUUCCUAGAGCUGUUAUGCUGGCUACGCGAAGUUCUGCUACAGGAUGCCGCUUUCCUGAUUCAGCUUUAUCCAGAUCACCCCUUAUUCAAGCACCCCAUGUUCUCGAGCCAGGAAUUCCUUGGCUUUGCAUUGGAAGUUCGAGCCGCUAGCGAAGAACUGCACCGCGAUAGCUAUACCGAGACAAUUCAAAAGGCCAUGCCGGGGGUUUCUGACAAGUUGCAGGCCAUGGCCGCACAGCAAGUGGCCGAGUCGAACCUGUCUCGGGAUAGGCAUUUGGCAGUGGUUGCUGAACUUCAGGCUCUGCGCGCCAAGGUCCAGGAAUACGCUGAGACCACCUUCACGAUCACUACAACUACAACGAUCUCUCCAGGUGGCACGACCCGACGGCAGGAGCAAGUCGCGCACCAGGUGGACAGAGUCUCAGCUCAGGAGGCCUCCCCGGCACCAAGACCUCCGCAGCAGCGAACUCCGGUCCUCCUAAACGGGCCGCCGCGCGCAGCACCCAUCCUGGCGGCGCCCGCGGGCGACGAUGCCAAUGCCCAGCCGCCCUGCUUUAGCUUGCCCAGGGAUAUCAGAACCGUGGCAGACCUCCUAAAGCUCUGGAAGUACGGCCUAGGCAUCAUGCCCUCUGUUCGUUCUCUUGAGCAGCGGUGGGGUUCUAGAUGGCGCCCGUCGACGUCCGCCGAGAGGCAAGCGUUUUCAUCCCGGAAUAGGAUCAUCAGGGAAAUUGAGCGGCGGGCAGAGAUAACAGGCCUGGCGGAAGAGGUGGUGGCAAGUGAGAUGGACAGAGAGAGGGGAACGGCGUCCCUGGAUAAGGUAUUUAAGACCUUGAAAGCUCGGGAUAAGCAGUAG
This is a messenger RNA of Chaetomium globosum CBS 148.51, 2349 nucleotides long. RefSeq lists its product as uncharacterized. The record is from RefSeq and is a predicted model, not a curated record. Lineage: Eukaryota; Fungi; Ascomycota; Sordariomycetes; Sordariales; Chaetomiaceae. Gene Ontology annotation, molecular function: DNA-binding transcription factor activity, RNA polymerase II-specific; RNA polymerase II cis-regulatory region sequence-specific DNA binding. Gene Ontology annotation, biological process: positive regulation of ribosomal protein gene transcription by RNA polymerase II. The transcript is spliced from 3 exons. The coding region runs from base 1 to 2349 and encodes 782 amino acids.